This is a messenger RNA of Seminavis robusta, 2460 nucleotides long. Lineage: Eukaryota; Bacillariophyta; Bacillariophyceae; Naviculales; Naviculaceae. The record is from the annotation of a GenBank genome assembly.
AUGCCCCGUACAAGCAAGAGUGGUGCCCCCGCCGAUGGCGCCAUCGACAACCUCGAUACCCUGGAUAUCGAUGACAUGUUUGCUGACGAUGGCGAUGCUCUUUUCGAUGGCCUCGACCUUGACCUAGAGCCUAUGGGCGACAUUGCUGACAUGGGAAAUGCUGCAGAGGCAGCCGCUCCAACUGAGCCUGUGAAGGAAGAAAAAGCAGAGCCCGCUCCAGCGCCAGUUCCUGCCGCUGAUGAACCUCCCAAACGUCGAAAGACGAAACGGAAGUUAAAGGCAACGGUUCUCGCGGGUGAAGAGGAAGAUGAAGCACCAACAAAGAAGAAGAGGCGAGCUGCAAAGCCUGGUACAACGAAAAAGAAAACGUCAAAGAAGGAAGAAGUAAAGGCUGAGGUCGUCGUCAAGGCCAAGAGCAAAACAAAGAUAACGACACCCCUGCCAAUAGCUCGAGCUGCCUCUUCAUCAGGGCCAACUUCUGCGAUAAUGACUCAGGGCAAUGUAGCAGCCGCCGGACAGUUUGGUGGACGUCAAAAGCGUGGGCAGUUUGCUCUUCCCUUGUCAAGGUCUAAAUCAGAUAGCCAGCAAAAGGCAAAGAGCAAGCUCGCAAUAAGUAAGCCACCUCCGUCGGUAUUGGUCUCAUCAGCCUCAUCAACAAGUCUUGGUGAGAAGAAGAAGAACAAAAAAACCAGCACCACAACCGCAACAACAACAGCAACAACAACGCAAAGUACGCCUGUGGCUCCAGUGCCUCUUGUUCCAGAAAAGCCAGCACCUUUUGCUCCUCCUCAUCCGCAGGCAACAUUUUGUGGGUUGUCAGCAUCCAGUGGACUAUUCUACCCCUUCAUGCCAGCGCUGCCUCCAGAGCCUUCACUCAAGAAUCGAAAACAGUAUCCCGUCAUUGAUAAAAUUCACGCUUCCUUCUCAAGUUACAUCAACGCCACCAAUGUUCCAAAGGGAAACAACAACGACACGACAGUGGCAGAAACAGAAAACAUCUUUCAGCUGAUGAUGGACACCCUAAAGGAUCAAAUCCCUGCAGGAGGACAAACUCAAUCCGCUGAUUUCAAAAAGACAGCCAUGUCCAAUGCCAUAUACUCGUUGAGAAAAAUGGUAGCAGGGAUGGAAAAGGGCAAACUAGCAUUGGACUUGUUCUCUGUGGCGGCUCUUCUAAAGCGUCAACACGACUUUCUCAAUCAGAAUCUGCAAAAUAUGGACAAGUGGUGCAAGAGCAAUUUCACAGAACAGGAAUAUGCAGCAACAUAUGGCUUAUCCGAUCCCCAGAAGAAGCAGAAAGAAACGGUAGCCGUCGAGUCUGUGUUUGCCGGCUUGAAAGCUCCUCUUGUGAAGGUCAAGAUCAAGUUCAGUGGCUUUAAGGAGUCCAAACUGAACCCACCUCUCUUUGCCAUCUUGCCUAAAUCAGUCAUUAGUGGUUCAUCUUCGGCACCUGAGCAUAGCAAAGAAAAGAAAACAACGAAGAAGCGAAAGAGUUCUAUCUUGGAUCCUUCGACCGUGACCAACGCAGUUGCUGUACCUACCGCAGACAAGGAAGACUUGUGGAAGACUUACAUGACACAAAGACCUGGAAAGCGGAGGCAGUUGGUGGCGGAUGAUGUCGCCCUUACGGCCAAGGAGCUAGAAGCAGCGUGCAUUAGCAGCACUAUAGCGCGUUGUCAGGCAAUUGAACGAAGGCAUGCAGAUCUGAAGAGUACGGUGGAAAAAGAUGACGCCCCGCUCAUCCACACGGCGACUAUGUGGCAAUACAUCGACAAGGCAGGGUACUUUUCCGCUUUUACAGAUGAGUCAUUGAAGGAUACAUUGAGGUCGGUGUGGUCCCCAGAGGUGAAGUACAGUUUCCAACGAGAGAUAACGCGAAGCAGCACUCCCAAGGUGGUACGAGCGAAACGUGAAGGGCAAAAGAGUGUGUUUGAAGGGUUGCAGUCUCUUUUGGUUGAAGUAAUGUCAGAUGACGAAGGAGACAGCGACGACGAUGACGACAGUAUCUUGGAUAACGACGACAACGUUGAUGCAGUUUUGGACCCUUCCAUCCAGUACAAUACGAAACUCGUGGAUCUCUCGGGACUGACACUCGACGAGCGAGCGUUUACCCAUCUUUGCAAAGCUGGUCUUUUGGAUGAAGAUGCGUGCUUUAGUGACUUUUCAGAGGGAGGGAAACCCACCACGAACGCUGAUGUGAACGGUGACUCGUCGCUUGAAGAUGUAAUCCAACGAAUGUCGGACGAUCUGCUUCGCUUGAGCAGUGCCAACAAUGCGAGAUCAAGUUUCCUUGAAGCUGUAGCAGGCGCAUUCAACACGAGAACGAAAGCCAAGAGUCAACGAGCUGUUGAGGAAGCGGCAACAUUGGCAAAAUAUCAGCAGCUACUGAAACGACGAAACGACAUCAAGCUAAAAGCGGCCUUAAUGCCCAAGUCCAAGGAUGAAUAUGCCCUCCCUUGGUAG